AAAUUGCAGAGUGGAAUAGGGUUAAUGAAGUUUAAAAAGGGUUUUCGAGGCACAGAAGCACUAGAAGAAGGCAGUAAUCGAAAUUGAUUUUGCUGGAAUUGUGUUUUGGAGCUGCUGUGAUGAGUUCGUGCUGAAUUGGGCUAUAAUUCGUAUAGCUCUGGUCCGACAGCAUGGGUUACGAUUCGGCUAGCCCCUCGCAGGAUGGGAGGGACGAAGAUGAUGAAGAAGAAUAUGAGGAGUCUGGCAAGGGUAAUCGGUUUCUUGGGUUCAUGUUUGGAAAUGUAGAUAAUUCUGGUGAUCUCGAUGUUGACUAUCUUGAUGAGGAUGCAAAGGAGCAUCUUUCUGCAUUAGCCGAUAAGUUGGGUCCAUCACUGACAGAUAUAGAUUUGUCAGGAAAAUCACCACAAACACCACCUGACGUUGUUGAACAAGACUGUGAUGAAAAAGCUGAAGACGCUGUUGAUUAUGAAGAUAUUGAUGAAGAGUAUGAUGGUCCAGAGACAGAGGCUGCCAAUGAAGAAGACUAUUUAUUGCCAAAAAAAGAAUUUUUCUCUGCUGAAGCAUCUGUAUGUAUGGAAUCCAAAGCUUCUGUAUUUGAUGAUGAAAAUUAUGAUGAAGAAUCUGAGAAGGAGCAAGACUUUCUGAAUGAAGAUUCUAAACCUGAUAAUAUCUCCUUACUUGAGGAGCAGGAAGAGACUUUGGUAGAGGCAUCUAAAGAAGAGAGUGCUCUUGAACGUGAAUUACAUGUUGACUCACUGCAAAGUGAAGAAUUGGAUGCCGAUGUACAAAAACCUGAGGAGGAAGGGACUGAAGUCCAGAAAAGGUCUAUGGCUAUGCCGUUGCCUGUUUUAUGUGUGGAAGAUGGUGUGGCAAUUUUACGCUUCUCUGAAAUCUUUGGCAUUCAUGAACCUCUCAGAAAGGGAGAAAAGAGAGAACACCGGCAACCUAUUACUAGAGAUAGAUACAAGUCUUUGGAUUUUACUGAUGAUUUUGUAGAAGAGGAUGAAGAGGAGUUCCUCAAGGGUUCCUCCCAGAGUCUCUCACAGACUAAACAAGUUUCUGUAGUUCAUAAUGAUGUAUCAGAAAGCAACGAUGUUGACUUGGAGUUUCCAAAAUUUGGGUUUCUUCAUACUGAGCCCUCAGUGGCCAGGAAAGAUGAUCAUCAAUCAAAGGACUCGUGUCAUAGUGCUGAACCAAUGAAAGGGGAUUUUGAAGAAGACCUUUCCUGGAAAGAUCAUCCUUUCAUAUGGACCAACUUUUAUCCUCUUGAUCAGCAAGACUGGGAAGAUGAAAUCAUUUGGGGCAAUUCUCCUGUUCAAAGUAAUAAUAAUAUUGAAAGCUGUGAAGUUUCUGGACCAGAGUUGGGAGUUUCUGGUGGCAGUGAAAUAGAAAUUGAAAGUGGGAUCCAGAAUAUUCAGCUGGAGCCUCACAAGAUACUGGAAGAUAAAGAUCAUAAUGUCUUACUCAGCUCGCCUGUCUCGUUGGAGGCCUUUGGCUCAAGGGAUUCUUCUGAAGCUAAAACCAAUCUAAUAUCUAGAAGUCUUUUUCAUCCCCAACUUUUAAGGUUAGAAUCCAGAUCUGAAGUGGAUAGUUCUAUUCUUGCAGAUGGAAAAGAGGGUGAGAUAUCUAAACAUAAUCAAAGUGGUCAAAUUACACGUUUUAGCAAGGCUAUAUCUAAAAAUAGAGACAUGAUGGAGGGUUCCUGGUUAGACGAGAUAAUAUGGGAGGAGGUUGAUCAGCCUGUGGUGAAACCAAAGCUUAUCUUUGAUCUUCAGGAUGAUCAAAUGCACUUCGAAGUUUUGGAUAGCAAGGAUGGUGCACAUCUUCGUCUUCAUGCUGGGGCUAUAAUUUUAACUCGUUCUUCAAAAUCAAGCAGUGGGGACUCAUCUGAAGUACCAGGACAUGGAAGUCAAUAUGGAUGGCGAUAUGUGUCUAAUGACAAACAUUAUUCAAAUCGUAAAACUUCUCAACAAUUGAAAUCAAAUUCCAAAAAACGCUCGGCACAUGGUGUCAAAGUUUUCCACUCUCAACCUGCGUUGAAGCUGCAGACAAUGAAAUUGAAGUUGAGCAAUAAAGAUAUUGCAAAUUUUCACCGGCCAAAAGCAUUAUGGUAUCCCCAUGACAAUGAGGUUGCUGUCAAAGAACAAGGGAAAUUGCCAACACAAGGACCCAUGAAGAUUAUUAUCAAGAGUUUGGGUGGCAAGGGGAGUAAAUUGCAUGUGGAUACUGAUGAAACUCUCUCAACUGUUAAAGCAAAAGCUUCCAAAAAGCUAGAUUUUAAGGCAUCGGAAACAGUGAAAAUAUUUUAUUUAGGGAGGGAGCUUGAAGAUCAGAAGUCACUUGCUGAACAAAAUGUUCAACCAAACUCCUUGAUACAUCUUGUUCGUUCAAAGAUACAUUUGUGGCCAAAAGCACAGAGGGUUCCUGGGGAGAACAAGUCCUUGCGUCCUCCUGGGGCAUUCAAGAAAAAAUCUGAUCUGUCUGUAAAAGACGGUCAUGUUUUUCUGAUGGAGUAUUGUGAAGAAAGACCUUUACUUUUGAGCAAUGUUGGAAUGGGUGCAAGACUUUGUACAUACUAUCAAAAAUGCUCACCAGAUGACCAAUCUGGCUCUUUAUUACGUAACACAGAUAGUAGCUUGGGGCACGUUAUUUCUCUGGAUCCUGCAGAUAAAUCUCCGUUCCUUGGAGAUUUGAAACCUGGUUGCUGUCAGUCAUCACUAGAGACAAAUAUGUAUAGAGCACCCGUAUUUCCUCAUAAAGUUCCACUAACUGACUACCUGCUGGUUCGCUCACCAAAGGGAAAGCUAUCAUUAAGGCGCAUUGAUAAAAUUAAUGUUGUUGGACAGCAGGAGCCACUCAUGGAGGUAUUUUCACCAGGAAGUAAAAAUCUUCAGACUUACAUGAUGAACAGGCUGUUGGUACACAUGUGCCGUGAAUUCCAAGCAGCAGAGAAGCGGCACUUGCCUCCUCAUAUCCGUGUUGAUGAAUUUCUCUCACAGUUUCCUUACCAGUCGGAAGCAUCAUUUCGUAAGAAAAUCAAGGAAUAUGCAAAUUUACAGAGGGGAGCAAAUGGACAGUCGAUUUUGGUUAAAAAGAGAAAUUUCCGCAUUUGGUCAGAGGAUGAAUUGAGAAAAAUGGUUCUGCCGGAGCUUGUUUGUGCCUAUGAAAGCAUGCAAGCAGGCCUCUACCGACUAAAACAUUUAGGAAUAACUGAAACACACCCUACAAAUAUUUCGUCUGCAAUGAAUCGGCUUCCUGAUGAAGCAAUAGCAUUGGCUGCUGCAUCACACAUUGAGAGGGAACUGCAGAUUACUCCUUGGAACUUGAGUAGCAAUUUUGUUGCUUGUACAAGCCAGGGCAAGGAAAAUAUUGAACGAAUGGAAAUUACUGGUGUUGGUGAUCCUUCUGGUCGAGGCAUGGGUUUCAGCUAUGCUCGGGCACCUCCAAAGGCACCAGUGUCUAGUGCAAUGGUGAAGAAGAAAGCAGCUGCUAACCGUGGAGGUUCCACUGUUACUGGUACAGAUGCUGAUCUGCGUAGAUUAAGCAUGGAGGCUGCACGAGAGGUUCUUCUUAAGUUCAAUGUUCCUGAGGAAGUCAUUGCUAAACAAACCAGGUGGCAUCGCAUUGCUAUGAUACGUAAACUUUCAAGUGAGCAAGCUGCAUCUGGGGUUAAGGUUGAUCCGACAACUAUCAGCAAAUAUGCUCGUGGCCAGCGAAUGUCCUUUCUUCAGUUACAGCAGCAGACUAGAGAAAAAUGCCAGGAGAUUUGGGAUCGACAAGUUCAGAGUCUGUCGGCUGUAAAUGCUGAUGAGAAUGAGAGUGAUUCGGAAGGUAAUAGUGAUCUGGAUUCUUUUGCUGGAGACCUGGAAAAUUUACUUGAUGCUGAGGAGUUUGAAGAGGGAGAAGAAGGUACAAAUGACUUAAAACGUGACAAGGGAGACGGUGUUAAGGGUCUUAAAAUGAGAAGACGCUCAACUUUGGCUCAGGCAGAGGAGGAAAUAGAAGAUGAAGCCGCUGAGGCUGCUGAAUUGUGCAGGUUGCUCAUGGAUGAUGAUGAAGCUGAUAGGAAGAAAAAGAAGAAAACUAAAGUAACUGGGGAAGAAACAAGAUUGGUAUCAAAGAUGCAAUCAAAAUUUGCCUUCGACAAUGCUGAACAAGUUAAGCAAAUAACAAAUAGUUUACAAUUAGAUGGAAAUAUUCCCUUGAAAGAGGACACGAUUACAGAUCUUAGGGAGGAGGAAAAUUUUGGUGCCAAAAAAAGUAAAUCACUGAAGGUCAAUAAAGCCAAGAAGAAUGAUAUUGCACCUAUUUCUCUUCCCAAUAAAAAAAUCAAAUUGAAUAUGGGAGAAGGAAUUAAGAACCAGGUGUUUAAGGAGAAAAAACCAUCAAGGGAAACUUUUGUUUGUGGAGCAUGUGGUCAGCCUGGGCAUAUGCGAACAAACAAGAACUGUCCAAAAUAUGGUGAAGAUCUUGAAACUCAACUUGAAUCUGCAGAUAUGGAAAAAUCAUCUGGGAAACCCAUAUCUGUGGACCCCUCCAGUCACUCCCAGUCUAAAACCGCCUCCAAAAAGUCAAGUUCGAAAAGCAACUCAAAGAUUACUCCUGUUGACAAUUCGGCAAAAAUUCCACUGAAAUUCAAAUGUGGCUCCACAGAGAAAUCUUCUGAUAAACCUGUAACAGAGACCCUGCAGAACUCUGACAAACCAGUCACUUCGGAUUCAGAAACUGCAAAGUCUGCUAAGGUUAAUAAGAUAAUUAUUCCCAAAAAAGUGAAACCAGAUGAUACACAGGCUGAAUCUCGUAAGCAUGCUGUUGUUAUAAGGCCUCCUACUGAAUCAAGUAGAGGGCUUCCUGCCGAUUCAGGUAGAGGACCUCCUACUGAUACAGGCAGAGGUCAGGUUGAUUAUCACAAGUUACCAAUUAAAAUACGACCACCAACAGAGGAGCAAAGUCACAAAAGGAUUGUUAUAAGACGUACGAAGGAGGUUAUUGAUUUAGAACUGGAUAGUCCUGGUGGAAACACUGGACUUCAACACAGAAAGACAAAAAGAAUUGUUGAAUUGUCAAAUUUUGAGAAACAAAAGAAACAGGAGACCGUGUAUGGAACUGGAGCUUUUCCAAAAUGGAACACUAAAGAGGACAGAAGAUGGUGGGAAGAGCAAGAGAAACGAAGAAAUGAUGCAAGACUUCGAGAAGAAGACAGAGCAAGGAGGCAUCACAAAGAAGAAAUGAGGAUGCUCAAAGAGCAAGAAAGGUUAGAUGAAAUAAAAAGAUUUGAAGAAGAUAUCAGAAGAGAGAGGGAGGAAGAAGAACGGCAAAAGGCUAAGAAGAAAAAGAAGAAGAAAAAGCCUGAUUUAAGAGAUGAGUAUUUAGAUGAUCCCAGAGCAAGAAGACAUGAUAAGAGAAUGCCUGAAAGAGACAGGAGUGGAAAAAGGAGAUCUGUUGCUGAGUUAGGAAAGCUUAGUGCAGAUUAUAUGCCGCCAACAAAACGCCGAAGAGGGGGAGGGGGAGAGGUUGGUUUGGCAAAUAUCUUGGAGGGCAUUGUGGAAACGAUGGUUAAAGAUAGGUACGAGCUAUCUUAUCUUUUCGUGAAACCAGUGUCGAAGAAAGAGGCUCCUGACUACCUGGACAUUAUAGAUACGCCUAUGGAUCUUUCCAGAAUCAGGGAGAGAGUACGGAACAUGGAGUACAAGAGCCGAGAAGAUUUCAGGCAUGACGUUUGGCAGAUUACUUUUAAUGCACACAAAUACAACGACGGUAGAAAUCCUGGAAUUCCUCCCCUUGCAGAUAUGCUUUUGGAAUAUUGUGAUUAUUUGUUGAAUGAGAAUGAUGAUAGCCUCACUUCAGCAGAAGCUGGCAUUGAAACUAGAGAUUCCUAAACCAUGUCAAACUCAGAUCAUUAAUCUGGAGGUUUUGGUAGCGUUAAAUCAUUUUCUAAAUAUAGUGUAAAUUCUGGUUUAUAAGGAUAUACCAAAAUGCCUCCUGUAUUUUUUUUAACGAUAUCCAAAGAGGGUUGAAAGUUGUGUGGAAACAAGAUGAUGUAUCAUCCUUGUAGCUUGUUAAAUUUUCAGCGUGUAACAAUGUAGAUUGAGGUCACUUAAAGGAUGAUUUUAGAUGUUAAAAAAACAAAAUAAAAGCAGAAUAGCAGCAGUUAUGGACGA
Vigna umbellata (rice bean) is the source of this 6161-nucleotide messenger RNA. It is a transcript of the gene HAF01, whose product is annotated as HAC13 protein (HAC13). Gene Ontology annotation, biological process: transcription by RNA polymerase II; RNA polymerase II preinitiation complex assembly. Gene Ontology annotation, cellular component: transcription factor TFIID complex. The record is from RefSeq and is a predicted model, not a curated record. Lineage: Eukaryota; Viridiplantae; Streptophyta; Magnoliopsida; Fabales; Fabaceae. Gene Ontology annotation, molecular function: histone acetyltransferase activity; RNA polymerase II general transcription initiation factor activity; TBP-class protein binding.